CAUUGGUAUAACGUGGGCUUCCCCACAUACCGGAAAAGAUCGAGAAUAGGGGUGUGCGUGAAGAGAAAGUUGACUGUAGUUACCUAAUAUUGUACAGUUCAGGAUUAACCUGAUCCCCGAGAACAACCCUACAUACGAGAAGUUGUUGUGAAGUUACUGUUUUCCAAUUUGAUCCACCUCACAUCGUGGUCAUUUUGCUAUCUUCUCCCGGGCUAACGUUAGUUUCCAAGCACGAUGUUUGAAAUAAAGAAGAUAUGCUGUAUUGGGGCUGGAUAUGUUGGGGGGCCCACUUGCAGCGUGAUUGCUCAAAUGUGCCCCAAAAUCCGCGUCACGGUGGUGGACGUCAAUGAGUCUCGAAUCAAAGCCUGGAACUCGGAUGUACUACCUAUUUACGAGCCAGGCCUCAGUGAUGUGGUUUUCUCCUGUAGAGGUAAAAAUCUCUUCUUCUCUACCGACAUUGAUGCUGCCAUCAAAGACGCAGACCUGGUGUUCAUCUCUGUGAACACACCCACUAAGACAUAUGGCAUGGGGAAAGGACGUGCUGCUGACCUGAAGUUUAUUGAGGCUUGUGCUAGGCGCAUCGUUGAGAUGUCCGAUGGUUACAAGAUUGUCACAGAAAAAAGCACUGUGCCUGUCCGCGCAGCUGAGAGCAUCCGGAGGAUAUUUGAUGCCAACACCAAACCCAGUCUCAACCUACAGGUGCUGUCUAACCCAGAGUUUCUUGCGGAGGGGACAGCCGUACGGGACCUAAAAGAGCCAGACCGUGUGCUGAUUGGUGGAGAUGAAACACCAGAGGGUCAAAGGGCCAUCCGGGCAUUGUGUGCCGUUUAUGAGAACUGGGUCCCCAAAGCUCGUAUCAUCACCACAAAUACCUGGUCAUCUGAACUCUCCAAACUGGCUGCGAAUGCAUUCCUUGCACAGCGUAUCAGCAGCAUAAAUUCCAUCUCAGCACUGUGUGAGGCAACUGGAGCGGAUGUUGAGGAGGUGGCCAAAGCCAUCGGCAUGGACCAGCGCAUUGGCAGCAAGUUCCUGAAAGCCAGUGUGGGAUUUGGAGGGAGUUGUUUCCAGAAAGAUGUGCUAAACUUGGUAUAUCUUUGUGAAGCUUUGAACCUACCUGAGGUUGCAUCAUAUUGGCAACAGGUAAUUGACAUGAAUGAAUACCAGAGGAGAAGGUUUGCCAGCAGGAUCAUUGACUGUCUGUUCAACACAGUGACAGGCAAAAAGAUCGCCCUGCUUGGCUUCUCCUUCAAAAAGGACACAGGAGAUACCAGGGAGUCCUCCAGUAUCCACAUCUCUAAAUAUCUUAUGGAUGAGGGAGCAAAACUGCACAUCUAUGACCCCAAAGUACUCAAGGAGCAGAUUAUACUGGACCUGUCAGGUGACAAGCCAGAGAGAGUAUCUGAGCUGGUUACAGUGACGACGGACCCCUAUGAUGCGUGUGCAGGAGCCCAUGCUCUGGUCAUCUGUACAGAGUGGGACAUGUUUAAGGAUCUGGACUAUGAGAAGAUCUAUGUGCGAAUGCUGAAGCCGGCAUUUCUAUUUGAUGGACGCAGAGUCUUAGAUCACCUGCACCCACGACUCCAGAACCUUGGUUUCCAGAUUGAGACAAUUGGUAAAAAAGUAACACCAGCCCGGAUUCCAUUCACUCCUCCUGUUGGAAUGGGACGCAUCACCCUCAAUGAACCCCCAGCGAAGAAGGCCAAAGUCUGACAUGCUCUACCUGCAUGCUGAUUGAACGCUCUUGGAUAUUCACACAACUGUGUAUUACAGCUGUUGACUCAAAUAUUCUGUAUAGCUGUACAUGAACACACCAGCUAAAAACUCUUUGAAUACCUCUUAAUCAUCAUCAUCUCUCAGCUUCCCAAAUUAGCAUGUGACCACAGAUUUCUGGAUGUCACUGAAACACUGAUUUUUUAUCACCAGCCUAAUCAGUUGGUGUUAGUUAAUUAACACAUUACUAUUCAUAAGGAAUAGAAACCAUGUGUUCCGUGUCUGACAUUGUAGUUUCUUUUAUUAUGCCACUUUGGACAGAAGCCAGUCUGUUUUAGUCUACAUGUCACUUUUUGGAUGUUAUGAAUCUACAACUGAUCAUAUAGAACACCCGGAUGUCUACCUUGUUUGAGAACAUCUACGUGUUGUGACAGUGGAUGUGUGUUUGUUCUUUUCUAAUGAAAUAUUUUAUAUGGUAUGAAUUUUGUGAAAAUGCACAAAUGAUUGUAAUACUGGACCAAUCAGAUGAAACAUUAAACAUGUUGCAGCUUUA
Messenger RNA from Alosa alosa (allis shad), 2263 nucleotides. It is a transcript of the gene ugdh, whose product is annotated as UDP-glucose 6-dehydrogenase. NCBI's taxonomy places the organism in Eukaryota, Metazoa, Chordata, Actinopteri, Clupeiformes, Clupeidae. Bases 235 to 1710 code for a protein of 491 amino acids. The record is from RefSeq and is a predicted model, not a curated record. Gene Ontology annotation, biological process: glycosaminoglycan biosynthetic process. The transcript is spliced from 12 exons. Gene Ontology annotation, molecular function: UDP-glucose 6-dehydrogenase activity; NAD binding. Gene Ontology annotation, cellular component: cytosol; nucleus.